Pestalotiopsis fici W106-1 is the source of this 1602-nucleotide messenger RNA. RefSeq lists its product as uncharacterized. Bases 1 to 1602 code for a protein of 533 amino acids. Gene Ontology annotation, biological process: transmembrane transport. The record is from RefSeq and is a predicted model, not a curated record. Gene Ontology annotation, molecular function: transmembrane transporter activity. The transcript has 5 exons. Lineage: Eukaryota; Fungi; Ascomycota; Sordariomycetes; Amphisphaeriales; Sporocadaceae. Gene Ontology annotation, cellular component: membrane.
AUGUCAGAAGUCAAAGAAGUGCCUAAUAAUACUGAGCUGAAGCGCCAAGAGUCCUCGGGCCACUAUGUCGACGGUCAGGAGAGACUGAGCUCCGAGGCGGCACGCCUGGAGCAGCUGGGCUAUGCCCAAGAGCUCCCGAGGGAGUUCUCCAUUUGGUCCAUGAUGGCACUCUGUAUGUGUCUGAUGGCCACUUGGGAGGCUCUCUCGGCUGUUUUGGGAUCCGCUAUUGUUAAUGGAGGUGCUCCGUGUCUCUUUUAUAAUUAUGUACUCUCCUUCAUCUGUACCAUUGCCAUUACCUGCUCCCUGGGCGAGAUUGCGUCGAUUUACCCUACCGCCGGCGGUCAAUACCACUGGGUCGCGGCCCUCGCCCCGUCCGCGACCAAGUCGGCCGCCGCGUGGUUCACCGGAUGGAUCUCAAUUGGCGGCCAGGUUGUGCUCACGGCAUCGGCAGCCUUUGCAGCGGCUCUUCAGAUCCAAGGACUCGCUAUUCUGAAUAACAAUGCUUAUGUCCCGGAACGAUAUCAGGCCAUGCUGAUCUUCUGGCUCAUCUUGGUUUACAGUGCUGCCAUGAAUAUUUGGGGCCACAAGCUCCUUCCGAGUGUUAAUCUACUCUCUGCUGUUCUUCACGUUGUUGGUUUUUUGGCCAUCUUCAUCACGCUGGCUGUGAUGGCACCCAAGAACACAUCGAGCUUCGUUUUCGCAGAGGUAAUGAACUCUUCGGGAUGGUCCAGUGAUGGAGUAUCAUGGUUGGUCGGACUCCUGAGUGCCGUGUAUCCUUUCCUGGGAUAUGAUGCCGCUUGCCACAUGGCCGAAGAGAUCCCCAACGCCAGUCGAAAUGUCCCAAUUGCCAUGGUUGGUUCAUCCGUCGUCAACGGUUUGAUCGGCCUCGCAUACUGCAUCAUACUUCUAUACAGCACUGGACCAGUUGACGACUUGUUCACGACAGUCACAGGCUUUCCUUUCAUGCAGAUCUUUUUGUACGCCACAAAAUCCAACGUCGGUGCCACGAUCCUCUCCCUAACCAUCACCCUGACCGCCGUGGCCGCCACUGUCGCCGGCGUGGCCUCGACCUCGCGCACCGUAUGGGCCUUUGCCCGCGACGCCGCGACGCCGUUCCACCGGGCCCUCAGCGUCGUCGACGGGCACAACGAGGUGCCGACCGCCGCCAUUGUCGUUGUCACCGUGUUGCAAAUGCUGCUGGGAUUCAUCUACCUGGGCAACUCGACCGCCUUUAAUGCCAUUCUCGCCAUGGCCAUUAUCGGCAUGUAUCUCUCCUACGUGCUACCCAUUUGCUACAUGUUGGUGCACGGUCGGCCGCGUUUACUGUCUACCGCCGACUACGGUCCCUUUCGCUUGGGGCGCGGACUGGGCAUUGUCUGUAACGUCAUCUCGGUGAUUUGGCUGGUGGUGUCUAUUGUCUUUAGUACAUUCCCAUCCGCCAUGCCAGUGACGGCCGAGACCAUGAACUACUCGUCCGUCGUCAUGGCCGGAUGGAUGGUGUUUGGUGCUGCCUAUUACUUUGCCCGUGGCCGGAAGAACUUUCGCGUUCCUGAAGUGAGGAUGACCAAUGUCGUCGUGGGUGUGCAGCUGUCGCAGAAAUAA